Molecule: messenger RNA, 924 nt
Organism: Aspergillus puulaauensis
Lineage: Eukaryota; Fungi; Ascomycota; Eurotiomycetes; Eurotiales; Aspergillaceae
Product: type 1 glutamine amidotransferase
Exons: 1
Coding region: 1-924 (307 amino acids)
Cellular component (GO): cytosol; nucleus
Source: RefSeq, a predicted model, not a curated record
AUGGUGCAUAUCGCGAUCUUGGAUGUCGACGUCCCGGUACCAGCCGUCUAUGCCGCCCGCGGCUUCUAUAGCUCACAGUUCCGCGCAUUGCUCCAGUCCGCCGCAGCGCGCCUCAACCUCCCCGCAUCAAGCAUAUACACAACGGCUUUUGAUGUAGUCGGCGGCUCUCUUCCUCCUCUGCAAGCACUGCGAUCAUCGCCCCGAUCAACGACAAAUGGAGCAGCAGAUGAACAAACACUCAACCCGCUUGCGCUGCCAAUAGACGGGAUCCUCAUCACCGGCGCCACCGCGGGGGCCUACGAGGCAGCAAAACACCCCUGGAUCGUGCCGCUGCAGAACUUUAUCCAGACGGUCUUCGAUGACUUCCCACACGUCAAAAUCUUCGGUUCCUGCUUCGGCCACCAGAUCAUCGCGCAGGCUUUCUUAUCAUCACACGCGCGCGGGGCAUCCGACUCCACCCCACCACCAAGCGUAAAAGUCGAGCAUUGCCCGCAUGGGAGCGAGAUGGGACUGGCAUCCGUAAAAGUCAACCCGGAGUUUAGCGCGCACUUUCCUGCACUCUCGGCGUCACUCCCGCUGCCAAACGAGAUGCGCUUGCAGAUGAUACACGGCGACUGGGUGGCUUUUCUUCCGGGACAAGACAAACUGCCGGAGCCGUGGCUAAAUGUCGGAUCAACGGAGGCCUGCCCCAUCCAGGGCCUUUAUUACCCGGGCCGGGUGUUGACGUACCAGGGACAUUUUGAGUUUGAUGUGUUUGUGAACACGGAAAGUUGCUUGGAGUUUGCGAGGCGGGGUGGGUGGGAUAAGAUCGCUGUGGAGAGGUAUCUGGGGUUGAUUGCAAGAGGGAGGGUUGAGGGCGUUGUGGAGGACGCAGAUGAUUCGAAGGCUGCAGCGGAGGUUGUUGUCUUGUUUUUUGGGCAGUGA